UCGUAGCAUUGCUAUGGCGGGAGCUGCGCCUGGGAGGCGUGUAGUGUCGCCGCUCUCUGCUUUGCAUUUGUCGCCAGCUGCUCCAGAGGCCCUAUUCUGAAUGCAGCUGCGGUGGCUCAAUUACCAUGGGGCCUCGCUGCAGAAGCCGUGGGAGGGGCUGCUGGCUCCAGGACGCCGCGACAUUGAGGACGACAGCACGUCUCCCAUCCCAAACAGGAACGGCGCUGCUCAGGCCCUGCAACAAUGCAGUGAGACAAGUGCGAACAUGCGUCGGUGCAGAGUGGCCCUGUUCCUGCUGCUGGGCUAUGCACUGAUUGUCGAGUGGCUCGUGUACUUGGUGGCACCUUACUGGAACUGGCCCCACCUCCCGCUGACCGCUGGGAUCGGCACCAGGCUCCUGUUGGUGGCAGACCCACAGUUGCUGGGGCGUGUCAACACGGCACCUGGAUUGUUUGGCAUCAUUGAGCGCUGGGAUGCUGAUCGGUACAUCAGCAAAACAUUUGCCCUGGCCAAUGACUACUUCAAGCCACAUGUGGUCAUAUUUCUUGGAGACCUCUCUGAUGAGGGCGAGUUUGCCACUGAUGAUGACUUCCGGUCAUAUGUAGAGCGCUUCUUCAACAUCUUCACACACAUUGACUACAGACAGGUGCAGUAUGAGUAGAGCACAAGUAUUUUGUUUUAUUCAUACACAUUUUUAUGUCUUAUUAUUAUUUUUUCCAGGCAAUGUGACACAGGGG
Molecule: messenger RNA, 737 nt
Organism: Dermacentor silvarum
Lineage: Eukaryota; Metazoa; Arthropoda; Arachnida; Ixodida; Ixodidae
Product: metallophosphoesterase 1 homolog
Exons: 4
Coding region: 101-661 (186 amino acids)
Biological process (GO): GPI anchor biosynthetic process
Cellular component (GO): endoplasmic reticulum
Source: RefSeq, a predicted model, not a curated record